AUGACGCCAUUAAAUCAGUCUGAAAGUGCAGUAACUGAAGAUCUCAUUGCCUGUGGCAUUCUCUCGACGUGUUGCGUUUUUGGACUUAUAACUAAUGGUGGUUUAAUAUAUGCAACAUGGAAAUCAAAAACAUUCAUCAAUCCAUAUGGAAUACUUUGCGCGAUUAUUGGUUUCCUAAAUUGUUGUUUUUUGGCCACAUUUACGGCAUUUACAGUCAUACCGAUAAUAUAUGACGGUAUAAUGGAGGCAAAAGUUGGUCAAAUUUUUAAUAGCAUUUAUUAUUCAAUUAUUCUUUUACAUAUUCUCAUUAGUGUCAAUCGACUAUGUUCUAUAUCAAUGCCAUUAAAAUAUAUGUGCAUAUUUGGUGGUAAAAAAUCUCUUCUUAUGGCACUUUCAAUGAUAGCAAUCAGUGCCGGUUUUUGGUUUGGUUCGUAUUUUCAUUGGAGAUGUUUAUUUGACUUUGAUAAAUCAUUAUAUUUAUGGUUCUUCGAGGACCAUCAAUGUGCGGAAGUUUUUUAUUCAGUUAAUUUAUAUUUUCAAAUAUCUAUGUUCAUCAUUAUCCUUUUUAUCGAUAUUAUUGCUUUUCGUUUAAUUCUUAUAUGGAAAAAGAAAACUACAGAAUUUAAACAAUCGAAACUUUCUAAUGUGCCUCAAUUACGAUCCGAGAUAAUUUUUUUCUCUCAAACAUGUGUAAGCUCUUUUAUCUACGCCGUCAUUUUCAUAGUUGGUUCUAUCAUAGAACCACUUUUCACUUUUGACAAAUGGGCACUAUUUCUACUUCAUACUAUUGUAUGGGUGCUAGGGCACGCAAUUGACGGAGUAAUAAUUGGAUUUGCGCAAUGGAAUAUACUGCUACACACAAAGAAAGCAGUAACAAUAAUUGUUCGACCAACAUGA
Messenger RNA from Dracunculus medinensis (Guinea worm), 897 nucleotides. The record is from the annotation of a GenBank genome assembly. Lineage: Eukaryota; Metazoa; Nematoda; Chromadorea; Rhabditida; Dracunculidae.